GUUUGUUUCGUGUCGGAUCUGAACUCAAAGGAAAUAAUGGCAGAAGUUGCUCCAGCUCCCGCAGCCGCUGCUCCGGCUAAAGUCGUCAAGAAGAAGGUUUCCAAGCCGAAGAAGACUGGCCCCAGCGUCAGCGAGCUGAUCGUGAAAACUGUGGCCGCAUCCAAGGAGCGGAGCGGCGUGUCUGCAGCCGCCCUGAAGAAGGCUCUGGCUGCCGGAGGCUACGAUGUGGAGAAGAACAAGGCCCGCGUCAAGACCGCCAUCAAGAGCCUGGUGGCUAAGGGGACACUGGUCCAGACUAAGGGGACCGGCGCCUCCGGGUCAUUCAAGAUGAGCAAGAAGGUUGAGACCAAGGCCAAGAAGCCCGCUAAGAAAGCUGCUCCUAAAGCCAAGAAGCCCGCCAAGAGUCCCAAGAAACCCGCAGCUAAGAAGCCCAAGACAGCGGCAGCCAAGAAGACAGCAGCCGCUAAGAAAUCCCCCAAGAAGGUCAAGAAGCCCGCAGCGGCCAAGAAAGCAGCCAAGAGCCCCAAGAAGGCAGCCAAGAGCCCCAAGAAGGUGGUGAAAAAGGCUCCUGCAGCCAAGAAAGCUCCUGCUAAGAAGGUGGCCAAACCCAAAGCCAAGAAGGCAGCACCCAAGAAGAAGUGAGCUGUCAUCAGUCUGAACAUGUGAACCUGAUCAAAGGCUCUUUUAAGA
Thunnus maccoyii (southern bluefin tuna) is the source of this 690-nucleotide messenger RNA. Its product is annotated as histone H1-like. The transcript has a single exon. Gene Ontology annotation, cellular component: nucleosome. The record is from RefSeq and is a predicted model, not a curated record. NCBI's taxonomy places the organism in Eukaryota, Metazoa, Chordata, Actinopteri, Scombriformes, Scombridae. Gene Ontology annotation, biological process: nucleosome assembly. Gene Ontology annotation, molecular function: DNA binding; structural constituent of chromatin. The coding region runs from base 37 to 642 and encodes 201 amino acids.